Molecule: messenger RNA, 2412 nt
Organism: Oryza sativa Japonica Group (Japanese rice)
Lineage: Eukaryota; Viridiplantae; Streptophyta; Magnoliopsida; Poales; Poaceae
Source: RefSeq, a predicted model, not a curated record
AAAAGCAAAGGCUUCCCCCUCCCCCCACCAACGAAUACCCUCACCCCUCUCUCUCUCUCUCUCGCCCCACCCGGAUGCCUCGCGCUGCCGGAGGCUGACCUCGCCGCCGGCGACUCCGCUCGGCCGCCGGAGCAGCCAGCGCGCGCGGGUAAGUCGACUCUCCCCCCUCCGCUACGUGCUGUCGGACGUUUUGUCGGGCGGUUUUGGUUUUGGCUUCUGCGUCGAGCAGCAAGGGUGGGUGGGUGCUCGAUCUGCGCGGGCUCGAGUCGCGGGGAGACUUGCUCGUGGGGAGCGCUCUCUCACCGGAGGAGGAGGAGGAGGAGGAGGGGUUCCUCCUCCGGUGCGGCGGCCGCGUGGUCUGCGGGUUCUCUCCCUGGUGGGAAUUUUGAAUUUCGCGGCGCUCCCCCCAUCUCCUGAAUCCACGCGGUUUUAUUCGUUUUGUUUUUUUUUCCGGGGAAUGAUCUCGGUGGGGAUUUGUAUGGAAAAGCCCGCGAUUUUGGGGUUUCGAGAGCGCUAAAAAGCUUUGGAUUUUCUCUGCUCGGUUUGUGUUCGUGCCCAGAUUCAGUGGCCGAAGAAGCAAGGAUGAUGCACUGAGGUGGGGGGGGGGGGGGGGGGAGUCGGUGAGAGAUUUCAGCGGAGAAUCUCGUCUGAUUCCAGCGUGUGGGACCUCCGGGCGAUGGCCGCCGCUGGCGGCGGCGGCGACGCCAAGUACAACUCGUACAAGGCGGCGGGGCUACGCGGCGCCAUACUGGAGGCGGCGCACGUGUCGUGCCUCGAGGAUCGCUACGCGCUGGGGCCCCAGCUCGGGUGGGGCCAGUUCGGCGUGAUCCGGUCGUGCUCCGACAUGGUCACCGGCGAGGCGCUCGCCUGCAAGUCCAUCGCCAAGGACCGCCUCGUGUCCCCCGACGACGUGAGGGGGGUCAAGCUCGAGAUCGAGGUCAUGGCGCGCCUCUCGGGCCACCCCAACGUCGUUGACCUCAAGGCCGUGUACGAGGACGAGGCGUCCGUGCACCUGGUCAUGGAGCUCUGCGCCGGCGGGGAGCUCUUCCACCGCCUCGAGGAGCGCGGCUGCUUCUCCGAGCACGAGGCCGCCGCGCUCUUCCGCUACCUCAUGGAGGUCGUGGCGCAUUGCCAUAGCAAGGGGAUCGUGCACCGGGACCUCAAGCCCGAGAACAUCCUCCUUGUCAGCAAAUCGCCUUCUUCGCCGAUCAAGCUCGCCGAUUUCGGCCUCGCAACCUACAUCCAGCCUGGUCGGAGCUUGAGUGGCAUGGUGGGUAGUCCAUUUUACAUUGCGCCCGAGGUGCUCGCCGGUGGGUACAAUGAGGCUGCCGAUGUAUGGAGCGCGGGUGUGAUACUUUACAUCCUCCUGAGUGGCAUCCCCCCAUUUUGGGGGAAAACCAAAUCAAAGAUUUUCGAAUGUAUCAGGUCGACUGAGCUGCGGUUUCCUUCUGAUCCCUGGGACAAGGUUUCCGAUUCAGCGAAGGAGCUAAUAACCGAGAUGCUGCGGCGCGAUCCUCGACAGAGGCUCACAGCCAAGCAGGUCCUAGAGCAUUCCUGGAUACAAGAUCAUGCCGACCAAUCCCAAGAUUCUUGUGGACAUUGCCAUGAGAUCAAUCUCAGAGGAGAGGACGCCGGCUCAUGUUCGUUCUCGACGCCGCUGGCGUCAUGCAGCCGCGAUGUGAGCUUCAACACCGGUGGCCCGGUCGCCUGCCAAAGCAUGUCUGAAGAAGCGUGCUCCCCCACAUUCGCCUGCAGAUCAUCGUUCUCUGCAUUUGUCGCUGAGAAUGCUCCGUCGUGCGCGCUCUCGGGGUUCUCCUUCGGUGGCGUCUGCGAACCCUGCAACGCCGUGUUCCCGUCCCCGGUCGCUUCCAUGCCGAGCUUCUCCUUCUUCUGCGGCCAAGAACCCGGCGAGCCUGAGUCGUCGCCUGAUGGUGACGCCUUGGGCGAGAAAGCUCACUGCGACGCGACGGUGGUGGCCCUCGUCUCGUCCUCGGCUCCGAGGACAGCGGAGGUCCUGAGGGCCGCCGUAAGGGCGAACCCGUCGCGCGCCAUCGGCAUGAACAGCAGGAGGAACCACACCAUCGGCGCCGGCGAGCGCGAGCACCUGGAUGUGGCGGUCGCCGAGUCGGUGAUACGGUGGGCGUCCUGCACCAACCUGUCGACGACGCACUCGCUCCGGGCUUCGCUGGUGUGCUAGCAUUUUGUUUAUCUGUGCAAUUCACCAUGUGUCCUGUGGCUGUGAGAGUGCUUCGCUAGUCUCUUGCCUUCCUCCUUGCACCUGCGAUGCAAGCUGAAAGAUAAGAGUGAGAUGAGUGAUGAGAUGAGAUGAGAGUGUGAGUGGUAGAAUGUAACGUGGACCUGAUGAUAUAUAAUGCUAUAGUAGAUUACCGAGUAGUGUGCUUGCUUUCUGUU